Messenger RNA from Osmia lignaria (orchard mason bee), 912 nucleotides. Its product is annotated as PEST proteolytic signal-containing nuclear protein. Lineage: Eukaryota; Metazoa; Arthropoda; Insecta; Hymenoptera; Megachilidae. The record is from RefSeq and is a predicted model, not a curated record. Gene Ontology annotation, cellular component: nucleus. Gene Ontology annotation, biological process: proteasome-mediated ubiquitin-dependent protein catabolic process; protein ubiquitination.
CCUAUUGAAAGAAGAUAUAGUUACCAGAGUGAAGUAAACUACAGUUACUGGCAUUUACUGGCGUUAAACUGCUCCAGUUCAGUGGAUUUCGCAUUACGUCCUAAAGAAAAUCAGAAAGAAUGUCGAAGAGGAAUCCAGGGGACGAAUAUAGAAAAGGGUCAAGUGUGUACAGAGCAGAGGACUCCAGAGGUGAUGACAGAGGAAGGGAUCGCUCUCCACUUAGAUCGGAUGAUCGUUGUGAGGCAACCAAUUACAGUCAAACCGAUGCAAAGAAGCAGAAGCUGACAUUUGCAUUUGGAAAGAAAGGUGGAAUGGAACAGCAAAAGAAGGGCAUUCAAAUAAAAUUAGGAUCAACAUCGAAACCCACUGUGAAAGCAACACCGGUACAGAGGCCAACAGUAGCAUCUGUGUUCAAUACAGAUGAAGAAGAAGAACCUGAAGAAAUGCCAGCAGAAGCAAGGAUGAGGAUGAGAAAUAUCGGCCGUGAAACGCCAACCUCAGCAGGACCAAAUUCAUUUGGUAAAACAAAGCAAGGAUUUUGUGAUUCCAAAAAGAUCUUUGAAAAAACACUGAAAAAGGCGAUGGAAGAAGCAAAUAAAUGAUUUCUUUCUUCCUAUAUUUGGGAAUUAUUGUUAUUUGUAUAUUAAUUUUAAUGAGAUGCAACAAUUAAUAGCGUGAUCCUUGAUUGUAUAAUUAUAUGCAGAAUAUUUUGAUCAAUUUUAUGCAAUUUAUUGGUAGAAUCUAGAUACGAAGUUCCGUUUCAUAUUAAACGUCACAUUUUUGUAAAUUGACUGAAUAUUAACUACUUGGUAAUUGUAGCUAAUAUUGAGACCACACUUGAAAUAUACCAUUUCAUUGUGUAAAUCAUGCGAACGUACGUACGUGUAAUAAAAUUGUAUCACAUAAUUUUUA